Messenger RNA from Acanthoscelides obtectus, 1062 nucleotides. The record is from the annotation of a GenBank genome assembly. Lineage: Eukaryota; Metazoa; Arthropoda; Insecta; Coleoptera; Chrysomelidae.
AUGCAACUUCUAGAAUGGAUACGAUGUCAUCCACCAGACAUCAACAACUUAUUCCAGGUUUCCAGACACUUCGCUAUACUUCUACGAUUAUUGUCUGGAAGGAGGGUCCACGAUCUUACACUUCUUCGAAUAGAUGAGGGCUAUUUUGAACAAUCAGAAGAGCAAGUUUCCAACCUGAUUGUCUAUUGCUUGGACCAUCUGUCUUUGAACCGUACUGAGGCCAAAAAAUUACUUGCUCUUCUGAUUGUUCGAAAUAGCCCUCAUCUAUUCGAAGAAGUAGGCAACUGCCUGUUUAUUAACGAAAAGAGCGUCAAUACAGUGCUGUCGAAAAAAAUUGAUGCUUCACUUGGGCAAAUCAAAAAUGAAAUUCUUGCCAUAAAGGAUGAGCUGCUGAACCAUGCUGUCAAGGAGACUAACCCUCCAGCUGAUCCUCCUCGUUAUUCUGAUGUACUGCGUAACAGAACUCAACCAGCCAUUGUUAUUCGUCCGAAAAAUACUAAUCAGUCAGUAACUCAAACCAAGACGGACAUUCUAAAGUCAGUUGAUCCUGUUGAAGCCAACAUUCAUCUGGGUAAAGUUUGUGAUAUCAAGGAAGGUGGGAUAGUGCUUGGUUAUAAGAGCAAAGCGGAUAACUUAAAACUGCUUUCCAUUGCAAAAGAGAAGUUAGGUGAUUCAUACGUCAUCAAAGAAGUUGCUGGCAUUAAUCCUAGGGUACGAAUAGUUGGAUUGUCUGGCGAAUACUCCGAUGAGCAGAUACGUAGCUACCUUCUGAAGGGUAAUCCUGACGUGUUUUGUGGUGAUGUUGAGUGUAAAGUUUUGAAAACAUAUGCUGUUAAAAAAAAUAAUAUAAUCUUCCAAUCUGUCUUACAAAUAGAUACAGUUUCCUAUGUUAGGGUCAUGAAGGCAGGAUCUGAUCGUAAGUUUUCAGCAGUGAAUUUGAGGAAAGGUGGAGGAGUGGCUGUUGCUGUUAGGAGUGAAUAUAAGUCAUCUGCCAUUGAUAUAUAUGUAUGUGUACCCACCUUUCAACCAGGUCAGUCCAAAGAUAGAUAUUUUAGUAAUUAA